Rhipicephalus sanguineus (brown dog tick) is the source of this 705-nucleotide messenger RNA. Its product is annotated as cholinesterase 1-like. Lineage: Eukaryota; Metazoa; Arthropoda; Arachnida; Ixodida; Ixodidae. The transcript is spliced from 2 exons. Gene Ontology annotation, biological process: choline metabolic process; acetylcholine catabolic process. Gene Ontology annotation, molecular function: acetylcholinesterase activity. Gene Ontology annotation, cellular component: plasma membrane. The record is from RefSeq and is a predicted model, not a curated record. The annotation marks the transcript as partial.
UUUGGCGGCGGGGGUACGUACGCCUUCUACGGGGGCCGUCAAGCAGCUGCACUAUGGGACGCCGUCGUGGUCGUGCCCGCGUACAGGGUGGGCUCCUUCGGUUUCCUCACAUGCUCGUGCACGAGGCGCCCGGCAACGUCGGCCUGCUCGACCAGGCGCCUUGCCAUCCGAUGGGUGCACAGGUACAUCCAACAUUUCGGUGGCGACAACCAACGCAUCACAUUGCUGGGCCAGGACGCUGGCGCCACAUCCAUCGGCUACCACCUGACACGCAACGACACGCCGCCUAUACAACGCGCCAUACUAAUGAGCGGCUCGCCUUUCGUGCCGCAGCCCGACAAUACGGGUCAGCGUGCCCUGCUGAACGGCAACGCACUGGCCGACGUGCUCGGCUGCGGCAGCAGGCGAAGCUUGCAGGACGCCUCGGAGCGACGACGGGUCGUGGAGUGCCUCAGGAAGCGCAGCGCAUACGCCACGGUGUUGGCCGCCGACGAGUUGGCCACCAGCAGCGACACUGUCGUGUUUGGUCCCAGCAAGAACCGCGACUUUCCGUGGAAGUUAGCGAGCGCCGUCCUCUCCGAGACGAUGCUCAAGCGCGUCGACUUCCUAGUGGGCGUCUCCAAGGACGAAGGCACGUCGCACGUAUCCGAAUUGAUGCAGGCGUUCGGCUUAUCUGCCGACCAAACCCUGACACCAAGAAGGUAA